GGAGAACCGGUGCCACUACGGCCUGAAGACCUGCACCUCCGUGCGCUUCUACAACCGCCGCCACGGCACCCGCAUCCGCGAGGACAUCACGACUCUGUCUCGCUCCCGUCUAAAGCCGUUGCAAGCAGCUGAGACGGUCGCCAUGAGAGCGGUCACGGCGGUGGCUGGUUUUGAAGCGCAUCCUCUUAAAUGCCUUGGGAUGGAAACUGCCGUAAGAAAGACGGUGCCUGGGCCUCUUGCAGUGCUUUUCAUCCCCAGCCCUCCUAGGCCCCGGUCCAGCUUCGUGUCCGCUUAAGAGCUCUUUACCUGCCUGUUCGAACGUGAUCUCUUGUGCCUGGACCACAUCUGGUCGAAAAGUCGUGGCCUGCAUUUUCAAGCCAGGGGGUACAAUGGUGUGUGCUAAACGUGGAAACAAAUACCAGGUUCCUGCGCGGUUCAUGCUGGUGAAGUUCUGUUGUAUCCGAUCGCGGGAAUACAGUAAGAAGAGGAAACAAGAGCCCAACUUGUGCCCUGCUUACUUUGUCUUGCAAUAUAAUGAGGAGAUUGACCGGCUGGUGAUCACGGAGCUGAACGGUAAACACGUUCAUGUCGAGCCAGGAACUCCCAUGGUUCUUACAGGCUCUUCUCGGGUGACAAGAAGAGCCAGCUCCACGAUAGAUGACAAACCUGCAACAAAACUGCGUAGACAACAAGAAACUAAGGCAGAAGACUGUGAAACAGCUGGCAAGGACUCUGCGACACCUGACAGGACUCCAGACAGGUCUUCUCCUCUGCUCAGUAAGGUUCCUGAGGCAGUCAAGGAAAAUGCCUCUCCCUCAGCUUUAGUGAAGGUUGCUGAAGUCAUGAAAAACUUCCUGAGGGUGGACAUGGGGUCAUUGGCUUCGAUCAGCGUGGGCAGCAGCCAGGAGCUUGACAGGCUGAACUUCCAGACCAGCAAAAUGAAGAGCCUGUUUGUCAAGUUCUCCGAGAGCCUCUUGCUGCACAGGGUGCAGAGUGAGAGAGGACACGUGCUUUAUGCCUUCCUAGCAGAAAGCAAGGACCGAGUGGGGAAGCUGGUUCAUUUUGCUGUCCUCAAGGAGGACACUGGGGAGAACGUGAGUAAAAUGCUUACAGUCUUCAAGGAGUUCAAUCCAGAGUGGCAGAAAGUCAAGGUGGUCUUUGUGGACAUGGCCUUCCUUCACAAAGCCACCUUGCAGGAGCUCUUUCCGUCGGCCAAAGUGCUGCUCUCCGUUUAUCACACUGCCCAACUCCUAGAGAAGAAGGUAGAGGAAGCAGAAGUCUCUUCUUCCUUCAAGCGUAAUGUGACACUAGCUUUGAGGGAGGCUGUCUUUUCCCCUUCCAGCCCAAAGCUAGAUGGCUUGUCUCAGCUGGUGAAGCGCUUGGUGGACAAAGAGUUCUUUGACUCUCUUCAGGCCAACUGGUUCUCCUGUGAGAUGCUGUGGUACUUGCAUGCAAAGAAAGGUCUCCUUUCCUGCAGCACCUACAUGGACAGUCUGGACUUCAUCACCCAUAAACUAUCCACUCUCUUUAGCAAGCGGUCGCCACUGGAGACGAGCAUCCUUCACUUUGUCGAAUAUGCAGACUGCUUUGACACCAAAGGCCUGGAAAACCUGAAGCAGGGUUUCUCGCCAGAGGAUGGCCGGAACAGCCUCGAGAAGCCUAAAGCACGCACGCGUACCACCCCAAAACGUGCUCCUGAUGCUCCGGUGCAGGCCCAGAUCAGCUCUCCUGAGCCUCCCCAGCAGGUCAUCAAGCAGGAACCAGCUAAGGCCACGGGCGCUAUGCUGGCAGCUCUGCACAAGAGUUGCACUGACCUCAGCUACCAGCUGUACCUGAGUGAGUGGGAGGUGAUGCAGAAGUCAACCAAGAUCAUCAGCAUGAAGAACAAGAUUGUAGUUCAGCUGUUAGAAGACACGCACCAGGUCAGCAAAGAUUGCACGAGCUGCAGUUGUUACUUCCACUGUCGGUACCGGCUGCCCUGCAGGCACAUCCUGUCUGUGCUGCAUGCAAACAAGAGGGCAGUAGAAGAAGCUAUGGUGUGCAAGCGCUGGCAGAAGAAGCAUCAACACCCGUCAGGCUUGGGCAAGAACCUCCUGGACAACACUGAGCACUUAGCAGGUGCCCAGCCAGGGGCAGAAGAAAGGUCUGACAAAAUCCAGUCCCUCAGCAAGGAGCUUGCAAACCUGCUUCUGCAGUGUGAUGGGGAGGAGCUGGAAGAGCGCAGCUCCACGCUCAGAAUGAUUGUGGAUAUCUGGACUAAGUCCUCUGAGCCAGAGGAGGAAGAUGAGAAACCCUUUACCUGCAGAAAUGUGGGGGACCUGCCUUUCCUCUGGGUGAAGCAGGAGGAGAUGGAGGUGGAGCCGGCAGCAGCAGCUUCUGGAGAGUCACCGACAGACACCAAAAAGUUGCUAAUGUGAAGGGCGAAGCCUGCUGGGCGCGGACAUGAAGGAUGAACUGAGCUGUUCCUGGAGAGUUAAUGGGUCGACCCUACCCCAGCCUCUUCCCCUCCCCGCUCUGUCCCAAGGAGAUUCAGGGUUAUGGUGAACUUGUAGGACUGUUAAAGAUCCAGCUACGGAACAUGAGACUUUCCCCGGCGCCUGGCCGUCGACUCCGCCUCCCAGCUCUGGCACCUAUAAUAGGGUAGUUCCCAGCUGGCCACCGUCUGUCCAGCCAGUAGUUUCCUGGCGCUAGGGCUGCGGAAGCCAGGCUAGCAAUAUCCCCUUUUUGGAGGGCUCUUCACCUGCUGUUCUUCCACAAAAGCCUAGGAAGGCCGGCCCAGCAGCGGGGCCCAGGCUCAAGGCGGUUAGUUUCCCUCCUUUGUUCAUUUGAUAGUUCUUGGUUUUUAAAUCUGGAGUGAACUGGCUCUCGCUGCUCAGGCAACAGGAGAGUCGUUGGGGGCGCUGGGCAGAGCUGUGCAGCCUGGCGGCGGGGCCGCGGAGAGCUCGCUCCCCAGGGAAGUGCAAUGCUGCGGUGGCUCCCGCUCUGCCGCCAGCAGCGCCCCUUUGCUGCUGUGUUCAGACCAAAUGAAUUGCGAAUUAUUAAAACAUGGUUUCGGCUC
This is a messenger RNA of Alligator mississippiensis (American alligator), 3058 nucleotides long. It is a transcript of the gene ZSWIM3, whose product is annotated as zinc finger SWIM-type containing 3. Gene Ontology annotation, molecular function: zinc ion binding. Bases 390 to 2417 code for a protein of 675 amino acids. The record is from RefSeq and is a predicted model, not a curated record. The transcript is spliced from 4 exons. NCBI's taxonomy places the organism in Eukaryota, Metazoa, Chordata, Crocodylia, Alligatoridae.